AUGGCUCCGCAAGACCGUUUGACGCAGGUCUCUUCGCACCUCAACUACCCUCAGGGAAUGCUUGCAGGUCAAGUGGCCAUCAUAACCGGAUCUGGUCAGGGAAUUGGAGCGGAAGCAGCAAGACUUUUCGCCAACGAGGGUGCUAAAGUUGUCAUCGCUGAUCUCGACAGCGCCAGAGCUGAAUCCGUCGCCAAAUCGAUCAAUGAUGCAUCCCCCAACCGAGCAAUUGCUGUUGCUGGCGAUGUCCAGGACGGCGCAUACCUGAAGAGACUCGUUCAGAAGGCUGCUGAAUUUGGAAACGGCAAGAUCCAUAUCAUUGUCAACAAUGCUGGAUUUACCUGGGACGGCGUCAUUCACAAGCUUACCGACAAGCAAUGGGAUACCAUCAUUGCUGUCCAUGCCACGGCUCCUUUCAAGCUCGUGCAAGCUGCUGCUCCUUACUUCCGUGUGCAAGACGGUGAACCAAGGGUGAUUGUAAACAUCAGCAGCACCAGCGGAAUCCACGGAAAUGCUGGUCAAGCAAACUAUGCAGUUGGCAAGGCAGGCAUGGUCGGCCUGACCAAAACCAUUGCUAAAGAAUGGGGACCAAAAUUCGGCGUCCGGGCCAACACCAUCGCCUUUGGAUUUGUUCUGACUCGAUUGACCCAAGCAAAGGAGUCAGGGGCCUUCAUCACCACUCCAGACGGCGAGAAGGUUGCUCUCGGCAUCCCCGGCUCUCAGCUACCUACCCAGACCAAGGAAUCUCAGGAAGCUUACGCUGAUAUUCCGCUCCGACGAGCAGCCAGUGCGACAGAGGCGGCGAGGUCCAUUCUUGGUGUUUGCAGCCCGCUGCUUAGUUAUGUCAAUGGACAAACCAUAAUGGUCACUGGUGGAAGAAAUAUGUAA
This is a messenger RNA of Arthroderma uncinatum, 885 nucleotides long. RefSeq names its product short-chain dehydrogenase/reductase SDR. The coding region runs from base 1 to 885 and encodes 294 amino acids. Gene Ontology annotation, molecular function: oxidoreductase activity, acting on the CH-OH group of donors, NAD or NADP as acceptor. The transcript is spliced from 4 exons. The record is from RefSeq and is a predicted model, not a curated record. NCBI's taxonomy places the organism in Eukaryota, Fungi, Ascomycota, Eurotiomycetes, Onygenales, Arthrodermataceae.